Molecule: messenger RNA, 405 nt
Organism: Rhodamnia argentea
Lineage: Eukaryota; Viridiplantae; Streptophyta; Magnoliopsida; Myrtales; Myrtaceae
Product: keratin, type II cytoskeletal 5
Exons: 1
Coding region: 1-405 (134 amino acids)
Source: RefSeq, a predicted model, not a curated record
AUGAGCUCAAGACCCAAGAGCGGCAACAUCACCCCCGAGUCUCUCUGGACAUGGACGGCCACCCCGAACGGCAAGCCCAAGAGGAAGAGGAGAGGCGAUAAGCGUUUCCCCGUCGCCGAGUUCCUCCAAGACAAGCACCAACAGCUCCAGGAGCUGGUCUCGGGUCCUGGGGCCGGCUUCGGAGUCGGGUGCGGAGCCGGACUGGGCCUCGGCCUGGUCGGCGGUCUCGGCUUCGACGGCUCGCCGUGGAGCCACCUCAAGCUGGUGUUCGGGGUCGGCGUGGGCUGUGGCGUCGGGGCCGGCUUCGGGUACGGGCAAGGGUUCGGAUACGGGGCUAGCUUGGAUUCCUUGUCCAGAGACUCCAAACGGAGCUCAAAGUCCGAGAGGAGGAUUAUCAAUUUGUAG